GUUCUUUACUUUGGUGUGUUCUACACUGGGCGUACGGGCGUAGUGUUAAAUCUCCACAAUGUGGCUCUAGCAACGGCUAUUGUUUCCUUUUCUGUACAUUGUUAGGGUUGUGUAACGUAUUUUUCUUACAACAUACAGAAGGAAGACAGUUAAGUGCCUCCGGAAACCCAACAAGCUUGAAUUUCACACGAAAGGCUAGCUCAUAAGCUACUAGCUAACGCCUUACGUUAGCUAUGGAGGAGAGGAAAGAGGAGGGAGAAGCGGAGAUCCAAGAGCACGGCCCCGAGCACUGGUUCUCCAAAUGGGAACGGCAGUGCUUAGCAGAGGCCGAACAGAAUGAUCCAAAUGAGGAGGAGACGGAACAAAGUCAGCAAAAGCUGUGGCACCUGUUUCAGAACUCAGCCACCGCGGUAGCACAGCUCUACAAAGAUAGAGUAUGUCAGCAGCAAGGCCUCUCUCUCUGGGUGCCCUUCCAGAAUGCAGCCACAGCUGUUACUAACCUGUAUAAAGAGAGUAUGGAGGCCCGUCAGCGGAGCUAUGACCUGGGCAUUCACUUAGGCUAUCAGCGCAGAAAUAAAGAGGUGAUUGCAUGGGUGAAGAAACGCAGAAGAACUAUCAGGCGAGAGGACCUCAUCAGCUUCCUGUGUGGCAAAGUUCCACCUCCACGGACAGCUCGUGCCCCACCUAGGGUUGCCAUGGUGUCUGCAAGCCGACCAUCUCCCCCCGAGACAGGCAGUUCUGUGGAGACCGACCUGCAGCCCUUCAGAGAGGCAAUUGCACUGCACGGCCUUAGCGGUGCCAUGGCAAGCAUUUCUGUUCGCUCUGGUCCUCCUGGUUCCCCAACUCACCCCGCCCAGUCCCUCAGUCGUCGUAGGAAUGGUCUUCAUGACGUGGACCUCAACACCUUCAUCGCCGAGGAGAUGGCACUCCAUUUGGAUUCCACAGCCAAUCGUAAACGAGGCCCUGCCCCCUGUAGUGAUGUCAUCACAGACUCGCCAACUCAUAAACGUAACAGGAUGCUCUGAACUUUUCCUACACCACUAAUCCCUCCUCUGUCCUCUCCUCGGUGGCCGACUGGACAGGUGAUGAGGACUGAUGCCUUGGCCAACCAUUGAAAUCUUCCUCCUAUUCAUCUUAGUUGCAAUGCUACGAAUAAAGAAAAACUUAGUUAUUACCAGCCCACAUAGUUCUUAUUUUCUUUCACCCCCUCACACCUGUUGUCUCACACAACUCACACGACUCCUCUCCAUGUUAAAGUUUUGUUCUUCUUCAGAAAGAUUUUCUUUCCCGUUUAUGUUUGGGUGCCCUCAGUAGAAACUGAUAUGGGAACGAGCACGACACACUUGAAAUCCUUAAAUUGCAGAAUGUUGCGUUUAGACAUUGUGUAUUGGCCGGGCUCCUUUGUGCUUCACAUCUAAUAAGCAGAUGAACCAGGCUGUUGCCUACUGUUUGCUGUUCCCUCAUCCCUCAAACGUACUUCCUUCUCCUCUUCUGUGGAGUGCUGGCCAAACCAGACAGGACUGAAGCUUGGGCUCCUCGGGAGGCUGAACUGCCUCCCUGUUUUGUGGCUCCACUCAAAACGCUUGUCAGCGUGUGUAUCUCAUUCUGCUGCUGCUCUGUGUGUUUGCGUAUCUGACAGCAGAACUGCCACUUACUGUGUUGUACUUGUCUUUGCCUUUGAGAAAGCUGCUACAGUAUCUCUGGUUGUUGUGCAACAGUGAGUGCGUGUGUGUAUGAGUGCCUGUGUGUGUGCUUGUGGAUGCAGGGUUCUGGCAUAUCCAGCACCCACUUGACCCAAUUAUUUCCUGUUUUACUUAAAUUCAUUCUAUUUUGUCUUUAGUUGCUUUUUGCAGCCCGAACCAGGGUUUUAUCACAAAGCAGGUCAAUCCAUUUUACAUAGAUAAUGGUGACCCCUGUUACUGUCUUUGAGUAGUAGGAUGACAGGAGGUGGAAAAACAAGAUGUAUUUUCAGCAAAGGUUUCUUUGCUCAAGCACCACUGUCCUGAAUUGUAUUUUAAGUUUUUGUAUUAAGUGUACAAAAAUCCAAAUAUGCAUAGUUUCCCUAUCGCCAUCAAAAAUUUUGCAUAAAGAGCAGUAACAGUGUUUCAAAGGCUGCAUUUUAUCAACUUUAUGUUUUACAUUUGUCCCAUUGAUAAGAAUUUAAACUGGUGCAUCAUCAUCAUUUUGUCUCUUGAACUUCAGAAAGAGUUGAAACAUUUUCACACUUGUGAUUUAAGCUUUAAACUUGGAAAAUUUCAGGGGGCAGUUGCCUGUUAACUAGUGGGGGCCAAUGGCUGUGAUAUUUAAUUUUGUCUAGCCAAUUCACGGACUAUUGGGUGCGAUGGUUCAACAAGGCUUGGGGAAACUUGUUUUUUGCUAGUUUCACACACUGCUUUGUGAUACAAUCUUGUGUAAUGUGUGUAAAUAACAUGUAGGUGCUGUUAUAUGUGGUACAUAUUGUAAAAAGAAGUGCAAAUCCAUUGGGAUGUCCAUGUACAAUAACAAUUCUGACAUUAAAAGAAAAAAAAGCCUUUAA
Seriola dumerili (greater amberjack) is the source of this 2536-nucleotide messenger RNA. It is a transcript of the gene hapstr1b, whose product is annotated as UPF0472 protein C16orf72 homolog. The transcript has 4 exons. NCBI's taxonomy places the organism in Eukaryota, Metazoa, Chordata, Actinopteri, Carangiformes, Carangidae. The coding region runs from base 234 to 1025 and encodes 263 amino acids. The record is from RefSeq and is a predicted model, not a curated record.